UCAACAAACACACCCACACCAACAGCAAAAUAUCAGAGACUGCGAAGCUCUAGCAAUACUACAAGUGGCCGUAGGGAGAGCGAUUGGAAAACUAGCAAUGGUGAAAGUUGCUACUGCUCAAGUUGGGGUGACAAGUAGUAGAGCUUCGGCGCAAACUUCAAAGAGAAGAUCAAGGCAUAUCAGGAUUUCUAUUGAAUUUAGAAGCAAUGAUAGUAACCACCGCCGCCGCCGCCGCCGCCAAGACGUUAUAAUUAGGUCUGAAAAUCCAGUUCCAUGUAAACCAGAUGCUAAUUCCGGUGACCGGACGGUGACUGAAGAGAGAUAUUCAACUUCAAGCCCUAAGUUGGAAGACGAUGAUGAUGAUGAUGCAUUAAUGUCAGCUUCUUGUUGUUCUAGUAAUGGAUCGUGUGAUGAUGAGAGGAUUAAAUUCACAGAUCUGGAGGAAGGGAGGGCUGAAGUUGCAACGUCAAUGUAUUAUAGUAGUAGAAGUGGAGACAGAGAGACAACACCGACUUCUAGCGAUCUUGGAGAGGAGUCGACCUCAGAGAACAUGGAUUCAACGGCAAACCCACCAUUGAAGAAGCCGAAUCCUCAUCAAAGAUCAACGCCCGCGGCGGGGCUGAUAAGGAUAACAGAUGAAGAGAUUGAAAAGUUCUUCGGCGAAAUACAGAAAAACAUUCCGCAAUGCUUCAAAGACAAGUAUAACUUUGAUUUUGACAACGAUGAGCCGUUGGAAGGACGUUAUGAAUGGGCUAGAUUAAAUCCAUGAAGAAAAAAGAAGAAAUUAACAAUGGCGUUUGUUUAGGUCAUGAUCAUAAAUAAUAUGAUCCCCUACUCUGGAUUUAUUAAAUUUACAAUUACUAAUUUAGAGCUACUCCACUCCUCAGUUAGGAAGAUUUUUUUUACAAAAAAACUCCAUCUUUGUUGGUCUAUGUACAGUCUCUUCUCUAUGUUUAUUAGAAUCUCAGUUUCAUCUGUCUUUGUACUA
Populus euphratica (Euphrates poplar) is the source of this 988-nucleotide messenger RNA. RefSeq names its product cyclin-dependent kinase inhibitor 6-like. The coding region runs from base 98 to 769 and encodes 223 amino acids. Gene Ontology annotation, cellular component: nucleus. The transcript is spliced from 4 exons. Gene Ontology annotation, molecular function: cyclin-dependent protein serine/threonine kinase inhibitor activity. Gene Ontology annotation, biological process: negative regulation of cyclin-dependent protein serine/threonine kinase activity. The record is from RefSeq and is a predicted model, not a curated record. NCBI's taxonomy places the organism in Eukaryota, Viridiplantae, Streptophyta, Magnoliopsida, Malpighiales, Salicaceae.